GUUCCUCCCGCCUGCCCAGCCGCCUUGGGUCUCAGGUCUUUGGAGCGAUUGUGCGUCGGCCGGCAACUAAGCCCACGAGCGGUCCGCACAGCCUAGCGAGCCGACGGGUGGUCCCGGUCUGCACCUCCCGACGAGAAAGGCGGGCGCGGUUGUCCUGCCCGGCAGCCUACACCGGCCGACCAGGAGAAGCUGGGGCGCUGCCGGCGCUGCCGCCAUGGCUGCCAUGAUGGAGCGGAAGUGAGCCUCGGGCGAGGGCUGCGGCGCCGGCGCUUCGUCCGCUCCCGGCCCUGCCCUGGGCGCGCGGUGCGGCGGAGCCAAGACUUUCCCGGGCCUCGCGGUCUGUCGGCUCCCGCUGCUUCCCCCGAGCCUGAGCGGCAGGGGACACUGAACAGCGGGGAGUGGCUGGCGGCCUGUGGCACCGGCGGCCGGAAAGAUGGCGGACCCGGCCGAGUGCAACAUCAAAGUGAUGUGUCGCUUCAGACCUCUCAACGAGUCGGAGGUGAACCGCGGCGACAAGUACGUCGCCAAGUUCCAGGGAGAAGACACGGUGGUAAUCGCGUCCAAGCCUUAUGCAUUUGAUCGAGUGUUCCAGUCAAGCACGUCACAAGAGCAAGUAUAUAAUGACUGUGCAAAAAAGAUUGUUAAAGAUGUUCUUGAGGGGUACAAUGGAACAAUAUUUGCAUAUGGACAAACAUCAUCAGGGAAGACCCACACCAUGGAGGGUAAACUGCAUGAUCCAGAAGGCAUGGGAAUUAUUCCAAGAAUUGUGCAAGAUAUUUUUAAUUAUAUUUACUCGAUGGAUGAAAAUUUGGAAUUUCAUAUUAAGGUUUCAUAUUUUGAAAUAUAUUUGGAUAAGAUAAGGGACCUAUUAGAUGUUUCAAAGACCAAUCUUUCAGUUCAUGAAGACAAAAACCGUGUUCCCUAUGUAAAGGGGUGCACAGAGCGCUUUGUAUGUAGUCCAGAUGAAGUUAUGGAUACCAUAGAUGAAGGAAAAUCCAACAGACAUGUAGCAGUUACAAAUAUGAAUGAACAUAGCUCUAGGAGUCACAGUAUAUUUCUUAUUAAUGUAAAACAAGAGAACACACAAACGGAACAAAAACUGAGUGGGAAGCUUUAUCUGGUUGAUUUAGCUGGUAGUGAAAAGGUUAGUAAAACUGGAGCCGAAGGUGCUGUGCUGGACGAAGCCAAGAACAUCAACAAGUCACUUUCUGCACUUGGAAAUGUCAUUUCUGCUUUGGCCGAGGGUAGUACAUAUGUUCCAUAUCGAGACAGUAAAAUGACAAGAAUUCUCCAAGACUCAUUAGGUGGCAACUGUAGAACCACCAUAGUCAUUUGUUGCUCUCCAUCAUCAUAUAAUGAGUCUGAAACGAAAUCUACACUCUUGUUUGGUCAAAGGGCCAAAACAAUUAAGAACACAGUCUGUGUCAAUGUAGAAUUAACUGCAGAACAGUGGAAAAAGAAGUAUGAAAAAGAAAAAGAGAAAAAUAAGACUCUGCGGAACACCAUUCAGUGGCUUGAAAAUGAACUCAACCGAUGGCGUAAUGGGGAGACAGUGCCUAUUGAUGAGCAGUUUGACAAAGAGAAAGCCAAUUUGGAAGCUUUCACAGCAGAUAAAGAUAUUACUAUUACCAAUGAUAAACCAGCAGCCACAAUUGGAGUGGCCGGAAGUUUUACUGAUGCUGAAAGAAGAAAGUGUGAAGAGGAAAUUGCUAAAUUGUACAAGCAGCUUGAUGACAAGGAUGAAGAGAUUAAUCAACAGAGUCAACUGGUGGAGAAAUUAAAGACACAAAUGUUGGAUCAGGAAGAGCUUCUGGCAUCAACCAGAAGGGAUCAAGACAACAUGCAAGCUGAGCUGAAUCGCCUUCAAGCAGAAAAUGAUGCCUCUAAAGAAGAAGUAAAAGAAGUCUUACAGGCCUUGGAGGAACUGGCCGUUAAUUAUGAUCAGAAGUCUCAGGAAGUUGAAGACAAAACUAAGGAAUACGAGCUGCUUAGUGAUGAACUGAAUCAAAAAUCUGCAACAUUAGCAAGUAUUGAUGCUGAGCUUCAGAAGCUUAAGGAGAUGACCAACCACCAGAAGAAACGAGCAGCUGAGAUGAUGGCAUCGCUGCUAAAAGACCUUGCAGAGAUAGGAAUUGCUGUGGGAAAUAACGAUGUGAAGCAGCCUGAGGGAACUGGUAUGAUAGAUGAAGAGUUCACUGUUGCCAGGCUCUACAUUAGCAAAAUGAAGUCAGAAGUAAAAACAAUGGUGAAACGCUGCAAACAGUUAGAAAGCACUCAGACCGAGAGCAACAAAAAGAUGGAAGAAAAUGAGAAAGAGCUAGCAGCGUGCCAGCUGCGUAUCUCCCAGCAUGAGGCCAAGAUCAAGUCACUGACUGAGUACCUUCAGAAUGUGGAACAGAAGAAGAGACAGCUGGAGGAGUCUGUGGACUCCCUCAGUGAAGAGCUUGUCCAGCUUCGAGCACAAGAGAAAGUUCAUGAGAUGGAAAAAGAGCACUUAAACAAAGUUCAGACUGCAAACGAAGUGAAGCAAGCUGUUGAGCAGCAGAUCCAGAGUCACAGAGAAACUCAUCAAAAACAAAUCAGUAGUUUGAGAGAUGAAGUUGAGGCAAAGGAAAAACUAAUAACUGAUCUUCAAGACCAAAACCAGAAAAUGAUGUUAGAGCAGGAACGUCUAAGAGUUGAACAUGAGAAGUUGAAAGCUACAGAUCAGGAAAAAAGCAAAAAACUGCAUGAACUUACGGUAAUGCAAGAUCGACGGGAACAAGCAAGACAAGACUUGAAGGGUUUGGAAGAGACCGUGGCAAAAGAACUUCAGACUCUACAUAACCUACGCAAGCUCUUUGUUCAGGACCUGGCUACCAGAGUUAAAAAGAGUGCUGAGAUUGAUUCUGAUGACACUGGGGGCAGUGCUGCACAAAAACAGAAGAUUUCCUUUCUUGAAAAUAAUCUUGAACAGCUCACUAAAGUGCAUAAGCAGUUGGUACGUGAUAAUGCAGACCUUCGCUGUGAACUUCCUAAGUUAGAGAAACGACUUAGAGCUACUGCUGAGAGAGUGAAAGCUUUGGAGUCAGCCCUGAAAGAAGCCAAAGAAAAUGCAUCUCGAGACCGCAAACGCUAUCAGCAAGAAGUAGAUCGGAUAAAGGAAGCAGUCAGGUCAAAGAACAUGGCCAGAAGGGGGCAUUCUGCCCAGAUUGCAAAGCCUAUUCGUCCUGGUCAGCAUCCAGCAGCUUCUCCAACUCACCCGGGUACAAUUCGAGGAGGAGGCACAUUUGUUCAGAAUAACCAGCCAGUGGCGCUGCGAGGUGGAGGCGGCAAGCAAGCCUAGAAAGCCACACAUUGGCAGGUAUUGAAAAGCAGUUGCUGUAUGAAGAGGACAUAGUUAUCAAACAGUCGUCCAGUGACUGUAACCGCUCUCCCUGGAUUGUAGAAUUCUAAUUUUUUAAUGUGUAAAUUAUUCCUGGCCUGUACAGCUGUUUCCUACCCACUCUUCUUGCAAACUCUGCUGCUUCCCAGCACAACUAGAGUGCAAUUGACGUCUUAGGAGGGGAAAAUGACAGUUUACAACUGUGGCCCUAUUUAUUACACAGUUUGUCUUUUAUGUCUUAAAUUUAGUCUUCACUGUGCCAAGCUGACUGUAUCUUAUAGGACUGUGCUUUUUGUAUUUGCGUUUUGUAAUAUGUGUGUGUGUUUUUAAUCUAGGUUUAAAUUACCCAGCUGCUACUGCUUUUUGUUUUUCUUUUCCUACUAAAAUGUCUUCCCUUUUUUUAAGGGAAAAUGGAACAUUUAGAUUAAAUGUCUUAAAUUUUACCACUUACAACACUACAUGCCACAAAAUAUAUCAAGUCAGUACUGUAUUUUAAAAUCCCUUGAAAUGAAAUCAGGGUUCAGAUUGCUUGUAUGGUCUCUAAAGUUUGAGCACUGAAACCUUACGACUGUCUAACCAGGCAUUUGAGACUGAGCAGGCUCCUUGAUUGUUAUCUCAUGAAAUGCCUAUUGCAUGUUAUUUUGAAUAGAACUAUUUUACAUAUCGAAAGCAAAUCUCAUUUUAAGAGGGAGUUUGGAGAUGAUUCUGUCUCCCUUCUUCCUGCUUCCAUACUUAAUAUAGCUUGGUAGGAUAAGAAUGCCUGGCUGCUCUCUGGUAAUCCUACUAGUAAGAUAGGAAUUGGGUGGAUGUUAACAUGUCAUCUCUAUAUAGGAAAUGAAUUAAGGCAUCGUAGAACUAAGCAGUUUUAUAUUGUUAGAUAAUUAUAUUGGCUGAUGGAAAUUUAUAGCCUUGAAAAUUGAGAAAAAGUUGUGAAGGAACAGAAAAGAUACGCCGUAAAGUUAAAAAUACAGAGGAUACAAAAAAAAAAUUAGAGGUAAAUUUUGCUCUGAAAUCCCAGAGGUGUUUUAACCUGCUAUACUAAGUCAUACAUUAUAAUUUAUUUGUUUAGUCUAGAAACAGUAAAUUGUUUGAAAAAUCACUAAUAAUCCUCAAAUAAAUUAUAUUGUUGGCCAUAGUGCACAAUUUUGUAAUUAGUGCUAAGUGUGUACUUAUUUUUAAGUGUGCCACUUAUUUUUCAGAUGAUUAAACUAAAUCAAGUUUAUUUUAGGAAACUAUAAAAGAAAUAGGAAAAGAGAUUUCAAUAUUUGCUUCAUCAGUGGUAGGGGUGACUGCAAUGGUGUUAACAGAAAUUUGCAGAAAAUGGGAUGUUUGAGGUUAUUCAAUUGAUAGAGAUACUUGGGAAGUUUUGUGUUAGGAUCUGGCUGGCAGAAAUUUUGAAAUUUUUAUAUAGAUAUUUGUAUUACUAAUUUGGAGCCAUAGUCAGAAGACUCAGAUCAUAAUUGGCUUAUUUUUCUAUUUCCUUAACUAUUGUAAUUUCCACUUUUAUAAUAAUUUUCAUUUGAAAAAUAAAUUUAUUUAUUUUUUUAACAGUCAGAAAUCUUUGCUGUCGUAGUCUGCAGCCUUUAAUGAUUGUGUUGCUUUUAUGAUUGAUCAAAAAGAAACACUCCACAAACUGAAGUAAGACCUCGAUCCAGUAAGAUAGAAGCCACACAGUUAAUAAAGAGCACUGCCCCUUCCUGGUGGCCAUUUUCUAAGUGAGAGGCAUUUGGCUGCAUUCAUACAGACUUUUUUGUUUUCAAAUGAAAACUUGCUGCUUUGGCAGUUUUCAUAAAGGAAACAAUUUCUUUCUCUUGCUGAAUAUAGUAGUUUUAAGAUGUAUCAUGGGUAUUGGUGCUGUGCAACACACAAUGAAUUGUUAACUAGCAUGUGGUUCAGAAAACACAAUGUUAGGUUUUAAAAAUAUCUUCAUGUUUCUUUUUAUUUAUAAUUUCAAGCUUUCACAAAGUAUACCAAGAACUUCAUAAAUUUAUUUUCCAUGAACUGCUCUUUUUUUGCUAUGAUAAGUCAUUCCAGCAUUUACUCUCAUAAACAGAUACUUCUGGUCAUCUAGAAUAUUGACAAUAUUUUAAUUUGCAGUGUCUUUUGUGACUGGAUAUAUUGAUGUUCCUCUGACUGGUAUUGGUAAAUGGUUCAGAAGAGAAACUUGGUGAAAUAAAAAAGUAAUAUUUAUUCGUGGUUAUCAAUUAAAUUAUUUGCCUAACUUAAGGAAACUACUAUGCAUAACUGAAUUUAUAUGCAACUCUCAUUUGACUUGAGGUAACAGAAGAGUCUGAGUCUACCUGUGGAAUGUGUUGGUUUAUUUUUUUCAGUGCUUGAAGAUACAUUCAGACAUAAUUGGUUUGGGAAGACACCAUGUAAUUUUUAAGUUAACUUGCAUGCUAUACAUGUGUUUUGUGUUUAAAUAAAUGAGAAACUUUUUGAAAUGUGCUUGAACUUUA
Messenger RNA from Nannospalax galili (Upper Galilee mountains blind mole rat), 5823 nucleotides. RefSeq names its product kinesin family member 5B (gene Kif5b). The record is from RefSeq and is a predicted model, not a curated record. The coding region runs from base 434 to 3325 and encodes 963 amino acids. NCBI's taxonomy places the organism in Eukaryota, Metazoa, Chordata, Mammalia, Rodentia, Spalacidae. Gene Ontology annotation, biological process: microtubule-based movement. Gene Ontology annotation, molecular function: microtubule motor activity; ATP binding; microtubule binding. The transcript has 26 exons.